Chara braunii is the source of this 1557-nucleotide messenger RNA. Lineage: Eukaryota; Viridiplantae; Streptophyta; Charophyceae; Charales; Characeae. The record is from the annotation of a GenBank genome assembly.
GCACAAGCUGCCUCACCGAGCACGACAGUCCUCGGAAGUUACGUACCUGUCAGGAAGUAUCUCCUACGCAUAGCUACUCACGCCGACAACUAUGGCAUCUUCAAGUCAGGCCCCUCCACCAGGGGAGGGCAGUGGAUCCGGGAGUGGUGGACGACGAGUACCGCAAUGCUACUCGUGCAAGCAUUAUGGACAUUAUGCUCGCGAUUGUGGACUCUAUUGGAAAGAAGAGAAUGAAAGAGCCGAUCGCAAGAGGCUGGAGAGUGAAGAAGCGGGAGCGGCGCAAUCCCUUAAGGUGGACCAACCACGUGCAAGGUCGGCCUCGCCGAGACGUCGGUACUGGGAGCCACCUCGAAGAUCACCAUCCGCUGACCGCUAUGCUUCCAGAUAUGAAACUCCAAAGGAAGUCAAGGAUCCAACCAGUGAGCUGGUAUCGAUGCUGUUGGCGAAGGAGGCAGCUAAGGAACUGAGAAAAAAGGAGAAGGAGGAACGGAUGAAGAAGCGACAAGAGGCGAUCGAGAAGGAAGAGAAGCAGAGACAAAGAGAGGAGAAGAGGCAAUGUGAGAAACUGGAGAAUGACUUACGUGUAGCCAGAAUCAUUGAUACGCAGAUUUCCAAGCGUUGGGGCCCCGUCCGGGCUGUGCAAAAUCAGGAAGAGAAGCAGGGGCGUAAGAAAAGGAAGAGAACUUUGCAUCGUAAAUUGCGACCGCUUCAACCGCGAGAAGGAACAGAUACGGAGGAGGAGAUUGCAGCCAUUAAUGCGGGUACUGAACACAUGGAGCUUGGAAGCUCGACGAGUUCGGAGGAUGAGGUUUCCCCUGCACCGACUCCGCUUACAAAAACAUCUAGGAAGAUGUACGGUACAGGGAGACGCCGAGGCAGACCGCAUACCUUCCCUGUUGCACCGCGCAACAUCGCGAAGGAGAUCGUUCCCACACCGGGACCUGAUGCACGUGGAAGAUUCGUCCGGGAGCAGAAGCUGAUGUUGGAGACCUUGGAUUAUAAGGAGGUGAAGGAGAUUUGCAAGAAGGAACAUGUUCCUUAUGUUCGGAAGCAUCAAGCUAUUGAGGACCUGGCUGAACGACGUGCUGCGGCUGCUUUCGGGAGAAUGAAGCAGGCUCCUACACCGGCGACGCACGCAUCGGAUCCAAUAUCCAGCAGUACGGACACCGCCUCAACCUCAUCUGAGGAAGAAGGUGACAGCAGUGAAAGUGAAGUGUGAGGCUCUUUGCGAACAUGUGAACUAUGGUCGAUUUGUCGUGAGCUUAUUCGUAAGCGUGAGUUGAGUUCUCAUGUUGAUGGUGAGCUGGAGACUAACCUACGUUGGGUUGUUUCUGCUUUAGUGACACGUGGAUGUCUACCUUGGGGGGAUAAGUUCGUCGUCGAUUGGAACAGGCUCUGUCUAGGAAGUGACGAGGGUAUAGGGAAGGGUGAUGAGUGUGUAUACGUGGGAAUCUCACCGUUUUGCAAAUCUGUGUACAUCGGAAAAACAGACAGGGAUAUUGACGUUAGGUGGAGUGAACACCGGAACCGGAGCAGUAAUGAAGUUGCCGUUUGUCA